UGCACUGCAGACGGCAGCAUGCCAAGAAUGUUAAAGCGGCCAGGAGGAAGUUUGUUGAGCGCGUGCGAACAUCCACCCGCUGAGACUGCUUUACAGAGAUGAGAAAGACAAUCCGCACGGUGUAAGGUGAGGAGGCUUCAGGAUAAUUAUCACGACCCGGAGUGCUGCAGGCGGUUGUCAUGCUUGAUGGAUGUACGCUGAGACUGAUUUCGGGACUGAGGCAAAGGUCUGAGGACUCUCACUAGGGGUGGUACGCGUGCCCCUCGGUACCUGCUUUGGAUUGUAUGUGUAGGUGCACUGGAGCAUAACGCGACCCACGCGUUGUUGAGAAUUCAAAAAAACGCUAUUCUCACUGAAGCCAGGGCGCUGAACUUGGAUCGGCAAAGCUGUGAAGCUGGAGGGGGCUCAAUCUGGUGAUACUGUCAGGGAUUGAGGCUGUCUUAAGUGAAUCAGGUAGUUGGCGAGCAAGAGCAGAGCAGCCUAUACAACGACCGACGCUGACAUUGAGACGGAGGAAUAUCUGCAGUUAUUCACAGUGGGCCAUAAAAGGUCAAAUACUAAAGUGACACGCGCUGCACUGGGUGCUCUCCGUUGUCUUCAAGUUCGCUGUCUUUGAACGGUGGCAGUGAUUGACCUCAAACUCACAUCAGCACCGUACCUCUCUACCUGCCUAAGGAACGACUGCCUUCAAUCUACGGCAUAAUUACCUUACUUCACUUUCAAAUUCAGCUGUCCUCCAGCUCUUUUUCCUGAACUGCCAUCAUGUCUCGGAAGGAAUCACAAAAACCCUUCUGGCAGAGAAAGCAAGAAUCGUACGCCAACGUCGACGUCGGUCAGAAAAUCAGAUGUGGUGUCUGCAACGCAAACUGCGUCCCUUCACGGUUCUCGCAGAACCAGAUGCGCAAGUACCAAGAAGCUAUUCAACGACAACGACUUGGCGGUCCUAAGGCCGCACCUCCAUCAUGCACCAGAUGCACUCCUGGCAACGUUCAGGAAUUGACAUGCACUGGCUGCAGAAUCGUCAAGACCCUCGACCACUUUGCCAAAGCCCAGCGACGGAAGCCUGAUGAUGCGAAAUGCAUACCCUGUCAACAAGAGAUCUCCGACCGAGUCCCCGAUUUCCCUACUGCACUUGAAGAGGAACAAAUCAGGCAAGAUUACUUGAAUGGUCGGUCGGACGCUUUUGGAACAAUGUCCACCAUGGGUUCCGCUCUGCCAAGUGUCAGCGGAGGUGUCCCAAUAGCAGCAUACGAUUUUGAAGACCCUGUCGCGGCCGCCGGUCAGGUUAUCCUUGGCAAUGAUGAGAACGAAGCUUGGGAAGGGAGCUCGAUGGCGGGAAAGUCUUCUGUUCAUAACGGCACUACUGGUUUUGAACAUCCUCCAACGACCCCCGUCACAGCUUCCCGUGCUGCCUCUGUCCUGUCAAGCGGCAACACCCGGGGAUUCGCGAAGCAAAACGCAGUGAAGUCGACCGUGCAGGACCGCGUCCAUACUCGUGUGCAGCGUGAGAUAGCACAGGAGUACCAAGCUGGCCCACGAGAGGACGAGUCGGAUCUGGAGGAGGACUUCGAGCUGUAGGGGACGCAUCCUGAUGACCAGGGCUGGGUCUGCACCACGGCGCCGACCCUACACUGGCAGAGAGAUGUACUCGGCUGGAAAGUCCACAAGGUUGUAGGAGUACUCGCCCUGCAUUUCAAGAGAUCACAAUAGACCUUGGUUCAGAGGUCAAUAACACCUGCCCAAAUCAGCUCGGGGUUUCUCGAAUCAACAAUACAGGAUGACAAUCAGCCAGGAGUCUCGUCACGUUGCAAAUUCCCUCUGCUAUGUAAACUCACAGCGGGGCCAGUUCGGUUGUUAGAGCUUUCCAACAGCAGCUACGCAGAGAGCUCGAAUCUUCCGUGAGUUCAGCUCCUGGGAUAGAUAGAAUCAUAGUCCAAGAUCCAAUUCGUGCUUCCAAAGACGGCAUGGCAGACUAAUACGAGGCAAGAGAGCCAACUGGGCUGAGGCCGUUUGGGUUUGAGAUGGCACCGGACUUCGAUACGUGAAAUCAAAAGACCCUGAGCUUGUCUACCUACCUAUGUAGCUCGAAUAUUGCGAGACCAGCCGCGAGAGCAUUUGUGAAAGUUCAUAGAUCCCCAC
Exophiala dermatitidis NIH/UT8656 is the source of this 2139-nucleotide messenger RNA. RefSeq lists its product as uncharacterized. Bases 763 to 1578 code for a protein of 271 amino acids. NCBI's taxonomy places the organism in Eukaryota, Fungi, Ascomycota, Eurotiomycetes, Chaetothyriales, Herpotrichiellaceae. The transcript has 4 exons. The record is from RefSeq and is a predicted model, not a curated record.